GAAAAGUUAUCACCGAUAAGCUCGUUUAGUGUAGAAAGCAAUCUAGCACAAAAGUAUGCAAGCGAGUCUUUACUCGAGUAGACAGCUAGCUAAAACAAUAGCGCGAUCUGUGCUAGCAUAAUAUAGCUAGGUUUACUUGUGCUGCUAGCGUCGAUGUUUAUUUUCAUCAUUUGCGUGCAUAAUAUGCUAUGUUUAUGCUAAGUUCUAACCAAGCCAGCCGCCCCCAACCGGCUGUUUUUGGGCCGAUCAAACUAGACAUGCUGAGUGAGAUGAAUUCUGACAGUGACAGCGACCUUGAUUCGACCGCCCCCGUGAAGCCUCAACCCAAACGGCGUCGUAUCAUCGACCCCUCGUCUAUUACCACCGUGCCGAUCUACUCUAACAAGGUGAACAACAGCUUACAGCUGAAUCCAACUCUCUUCGCCUGUGAUGUUAACGCAGGUGACAAUGCAGAGGAGGUCAGUUCGUGGGCCAAGUCUCCACCCUCAAAGAAAAAGAAGCCAAUCAUCAUUACCUUGAAUGACUCAGAGGAUGAGUCUGAGCCAGAGGACAAAGAUCCGGUAGACAUCCGUUCCCCCUCUCCACCCCCACCUCCAGGCAGCCCUUUUGUCAAAGUAUCCAAUCGGGCCAAUCGAAAGAUUCUAGAGAUCAACAGAAAGCUAAAGGCUGUGGGCUCUCUCCUCUCUCCCGAGGCCAAGGAGCGGUCUGGACGCCGCGGCUGCCACUCCCCUCCUCUCACUGAGUACGACGAUGAUGACAUCAUCCUCAUGUCCCCAAACUCCCGGCCCAGGAGCCAGCCCCUCGCCCCCUCCCGAGACCACAGCCCCCUGACAUCCAGAGAGAUCGCCCUCAAGUUCCGCAGCCGGACAGACCUCUACAAGAUCCCUGUGUUAACUACGGUGCCUCUGAGCAAAGCGGUGGAGCAGCUGUCAGUCAAGCUCAAAGUACCGCCCUCCCGCAUCCUGUUACUGAGGAGAGACAUAGAGCUUCCUGUCCACUCCACAGCCAAUGAGCUGGGCCUGGGCAUUGCUGACAUCAUAGACUGUGUUGUCAUAGCAGCAGAUGAUAAACACGAGUCUGAGCAAAGUGGUGACAUGCUCACUGUGCGACUGCAGGCCAAGGAGAAAGGCUCAGCACAGGAAUAUUCCUUACACAAAGAUGCCCCCCUGGGCUCCAUUCUCUCCCAGUAUGUGUCCAGUAUGUCCGUGGAUGCCAGACGCAAGGUGCGCUUCCAGUUUGACGGGUCAAAGGUCGUCCACAGCCAGACGCCCUCCCAGUUGGACAUGGAGGACGGUGAUGUCAUUGAGGUGUGGGUGUAAACACCUGUGGUAUUUUCAUAGAGCUGUGGUUUUCAAACCUCUCCUCUGGGAUCCCCAGACGUUUCAAAAUUGUGUCGUAGCCCUAUACUAACUCACCUGAUUCACCUAGUCAAGGACUUGAUUAGUUAACCAUUUGAAUCGGGUGUGUUAGCUGAUAUAGUUAAAAUACAUUAAACGGCUGGAGGUCCCCAAGGAACUGUUUGAGAACCCCUGUCAUAGAUGAUUUAGUUGUAUAUGCGAUGGACACAACAAACAAAAAAAGGAUAGAAAGAUGUCCCAGUGCUAUGUUCUUUUAAGAUGCAUUUACUGCACUUGGUCCAAAUAAGACUCUUCAAUAUUGCCACUGUCAAUUUAUGAUUGUUUAUUUACAAGAUGUGUUUUGAACUGAUUUUGAAAUAAAAAUGUCUCUGUUCGAAUGAAUGCA
Oncorhynchus mykiss (rainbow trout) is the source of this 1743-nucleotide messenger RNA. It is a transcript of the gene nfatc2ip, whose product is annotated as nuclear factor of activated T cells 2 interacting protein. Gene Ontology annotation, biological process: cytokine production; positive regulation of transcription by RNA polymerase II. The record is from RefSeq and is a predicted model, not a curated record. NCBI's taxonomy places the organism in Eukaryota, Metazoa, Chordata, Actinopteri, Salmoniformes, Salmonidae.